Messenger RNA from Salvia miltiorrhiza (redroot sage), 3396 nucleotides. RefSeq lists its product as uncharacterized. NCBI's taxonomy places the organism in Eukaryota, Viridiplantae, Streptophyta, Magnoliopsida, Lamiales, Lamiaceae. Bases 1 to 3396 code for a protein of 1131 amino acids. The transcript has 4 exons. The record is from RefSeq and is a predicted model, not a curated record. Gene Ontology annotation, biological process: DNA integration. Gene Ontology annotation, molecular function: nucleic acid binding; RNA-DNA hybrid ribonuclease activity.
AUGAUUUGCGGAGAGAACGGGACGCCCACAUCAAAUAGGGCUAAGAAACAAGUGGUCAGAGCAGUGAAGUCAGGAUAUUACCACAAGCAGGUUAUGGAGGUUACAACUGCGGCAGAAGAGCCGAUGAUCACCUUUGGGGCAGAGGAUCUACGUACACUAAUGUACCCGCAUGAUGAUGCGCUGGUCAUCAUGGCGGACAUAGCAGGUUGCAUGGUGCACCGCAUCUUCGUCGACUCAGGUAGCGCCGUGAAUAUUUUAUACAAGGAAUGCCUUCAAAACAUGGGAAUCGAAGUGCAUAUUGAGCCAACGAAUGCCCCUUUGUUUGGGUUUGGGGGAGAGAUGGUCAUGCCACUAGGUUAUGUGGAGCUGCCGUUAAUCCUCGGCAAUGUAGCCACUAGCAGCAGAACAAGAAUGGUGCGAUUUUUAGUCGUGGAUAUGCCCAAACCCGCGUACAAUGUCAUACUCGGACGGCCUGCCUUGACGACGUUCAGGGCGGUGAUCUCUAUGUUUCACUUGAAAAUGAAAUUCCCCAUCGAGGGGGGGGAGAAUAGGAGAAGUUUGUGGGGAUCAAACAGCGUCGAAAGCAUGCCACGUCCAAAUGCUUACGCAUUCAUCGGGACAAAAGAGGGAAAGAAUGACAGAGGAAUCAGAUGCACGGAAGAAGGGAAAGGGAAAGAGGGUUUCCAGACCAAGAUUGGGUCUUCUAUGAGUGAUCAAGUCAGAGACGAGCUCAUUAUUUGCUUGCGCAGAAAUGCGGAUGUGUUCGCGUUCAGCACCGCUGAUUUAAAGGGCAUUGACAGAGGGUUGGCAGAGCACUGCCUUAAUGUGGAUCCUAAAGUUAAGCCAGUAAAGCAACGAACAAGGAAUUUUGGGGCCGAGAAGGACGCUGCGAUAAGGGAGCAGGGAUACCAUCAGGUUAAAAUGAACAUAGGAGAUAUUGCUAAAAUGGCUUUUGUCGUCUGUUGCGGGGUUUAUGGCUGGAAGAGUAUGCCAUUCGGUUUGAAAAAUGCGGGGGCCACAUAUCAGCGGAUGAUGGAGAAAAUUUUCAAGGAACAGCUCUCCAAGAAUAUCUCGGUGUAUGUGGAUGACAUGCUUGUGCGGAGUCUAAGGGCAGAGGACCAUGUCUCUGAUCUCGAGGAAAUCUUCACUGUGGUUAGAAAGCAUCGGCUUAUGUUGAAUCCAGCAAAAUGUACCUUCGGGGUCACAACAGGCAAAUUCUUGGGCUACAAGGUUACCCCUGCAGGGAUCGAGGUUAACGCAGAGAAGGUCAAGGCCAUCAUGGAAAUGACGCCGCCCAGAGGAAUCAAGGAGCCGGUCCCGGGAGAAACGUUGUAUCUGUAUAUAGCGGUGGGGGAGGAUGCAAUUAGCUCUGUGCUUAUCAGAGAGGAGGGAAGUCACCAGAGGCCUAUCUACUUUGUCAGCAGAAUCAUACAAGGGCCCGAGCAAAAUUACACAGAGAUUGAGAAGGCUGCUCUGGCAGUCAUGGUUACGGCGAGAAAGUUGAGGCCUUAUUUCCUUUCACACCGAGUGGUGGUGCGCACGUCUCUACCUUUCAAACAAGUGUUGGGGCGCCCGGAUUUGUCGGGAAGAAUGGUUAAGUGGGCGGUGGAGUUGGGGGAGUAUGAUGUAGAAUACGAGCCAAGAACGGCGAUUAAAGCACAAGCGCUGGCAGACUUCAUACAAGAAACAACCCGUCGUCCCAUGCCAGAGUUCUGGGUCGCCUUUAUGGACGGAUCAGUGACAAAGGAGGGAUGCGGAAUCGGAGUAUACAUCACAUCACCAGGGUAUGGUACAUAUCAGUUUGCAAUCAAAUUCACUUGCCGACUGUCCAACAAUGAAGCGGAGUAUGAAGCUGUGGUCAGAGGGGCACACAUUCUAUCAGAACUCAAGGCCGAAUGUGUCAUCAUCAAGACAGACUCCCAGUUAGUGGCUCAACAAUAUUCAGGGGGUUAUAAUGUCAAAGAAGAACGCAUGAAGGCGUACCACCGCAAGCUCAACGAGAUGAAGGACAAGUUUAUGGAAUUCAAAAUCGAGCAGAUUUCCCGGGAGGAUAAUACGAAAGCAGAUCUACUGGCGCGAAUGGCUAGUGCAGUAGAACAAACCUGGAGCGAUGAAAUUAUUUUACUCUGUGAUACCAGAGAGAUGGGGACUUCACAGGUCUUCUCCGUAGAGAUCAGAGAUGACUGGCGGGCUCCUAUUAUUCUCAAGACAGGGGAACGGUUGAACAAAGAGUCUAACCAGAGGGCCCGAUAUGAAAAUUAUUGCUUGCUUAAUGACCAACUCUACAAGCGAUCCUUUACUCAGCCUUUACUAAAGUGUUUAUCCCCAGAGGAAGCUAACUUUGCUUUAAAUGAGGUUCAUGCAGGUUGCUGUGGUGGUCACAUGGGAUUCCGGGACCUUGUACGCAAAAUCAUUCGGGCAGGGUUCUACUGGCCUAACAUCAAUGAAGACGCCAGAGAGUUCGUCCGCAAGUGCGAGGCUUGCCAGAGACACGCUGGGAGAAUCAACGUGCCAGGGGAGCCUAUGGGCGUUAUGUACGCUGCAUGUCCAUUCGACAAGUGGGGUAUCGACAUAGUCGGGAAGCUACCUACGGCACCAGGGGGCAAGUGCUUUCUGCUAGUAGCAGUGGACUACUUCUUCAAGUGGGUCGAGGCGGAAGCUGUGGGGAAAAUAGAUGAGGUGACUGUGGAGCGCUUCAUUUGGCGGAAUAUAUGCUGCAGAUUUGGCGUGCCCAGGAUCAUCAUCUCUGACAACGGAACCCAGUUCACUGGGCAGAGGAUCGCGGAUUUCUGUGAUCGGAUGGACAUCACUCAAAGAUUCGUCUCGGUAGCUCAUCCGCAAGCGAAUGGCCAAGUGGAGUUGGCCAACAGGACAAUAUGUGAAGGGAUCAAGAAGAGGCUGACUCAGAGCAAAGGCAAAUGGGUGGAGGAGCUGGAUACUGUACUUUGGGCCUACCGCACUAGCCCAAAGACAGCCACGGGUGAAGCACCAUUUACCCUGGUGUAUGGAUCUAAUGCGGUAAUACCAGCGGAGGCAAGAUUGGAAUCAUAUCGGAUAGCAACCUACGACACUGAGCACAAUGCUGAACUUCGCCGAGCAGAGCUAGAUUUGGUGGAAGCACAGAGGGAUGAAGCCCGGGUCAGAGCAGCAAAAUACAAAGGCAUUAUCAAAGCAGGGUAUGACAAGCGAGUCAGAGCGCAGAAAUUAUCAAAGGGAGAUCUGGUUCUCAAGCGGGCGGAUGCACUGAAGGCAGUGGGCAAAUUCGAAGCUAAUUGGGAAGGCAUGUUUAUCAUCACAGAGAUCUUAGGGGGUGGAGCUUAUAUAUUGUCGGAUCCAGACGGCAGAGCUCUUCCUAGACCAUGGAAUAUUAACAAUCUCAAAAAGUUCUAUGUAUAA